CGUGAAGGCAACGUGACGUAAUCUCCUGCGACGCACGUGUGAGCAGUGUGGUGAGGGCAGAGAGAGAGAAAUGGCAGCUGAGAGGCUUCAGUUUCAUGAAAUGGGCUUAGACGACCGUCUUUUAAAGGCGGUUGCAGAUCUGGGUUGGUCCCAGCCCACUCUGAUCCAGGAGAAGGCCGUCCCUCUGGCCCUGGAGGGGAAAGACCUGCUGGCUCGAGCCCGGACCGGCUCCGGAAAGACUGCAGCUUAUGCCAUACCUGUGAUCCAGCGCGUCCUGGCCUCCAAACAGAGCGUUCGUGAGCAGGACGUGAGAGCUCUGAUCCUGGUACCAACCAAGGAGCUGGGUCAGCAGGUUCAGACCAUGAUCAGACAGUUGACGGCGUACUGCUCCAGGGACGUCCGGGUGGCCGACAUCUCCGGGAAAGCGGACCUGUCUGCGCAGAGGCCCAUCUUAAUGGAGAAGCCUGACGUGGUCGUGGGGACGCCGUCCCGUGCGCUCGCCCACCUCAACGCCCAGAACCUGGUCCUGCAUUCGUCCCUGGAGACGCUGGUCGUAGAUGAGGCCGACCUGCUCUUCUCCUUUGGCUUCGAGGCGGACCUGAAGAACUUGUUGUGUCACCUGCCGAAGAUCUACCAGUCGUUCCUGAUGUCUGCGACUCUCACUGAGGAUGUUCAGGCCUUAAAGGAGCUGCUGCUACACAACCCUGUGAUCCUGAAGCUCCAGGGCUCUCAGCUCCCCGACAGCAGCCAGCUGCAGCAGUACAGCAUUAAAUGCGAGGAGGAGGACAAGUUCCUGCUCAUCUACACGCUGCUGAGGCUGCGGCUGGUUCAGGGCAAGACGCUGGUGUUCGUGGGAGCGGUGGAGCGAUGCUACAGACUCAAACUGUUCCUGGAACAGUUUGGGAUUCCUGCCUGCGUGCUGAACUCGGAGCUGCCCGUCCAGUCCAGGAGUCACAUCAUCACUCAGUUUAAUCAGGGGUUUUACGACUACAUCAUCGCCACAGACGAAACCAGCCUGGCCGACCCCACUGCUGCUCCGCAGACGACUGCAGGCAAAGGGAAGAAGAAAAAGACCGCAGAGAAAGGAGGAAAGACUAAGGACAAGGAGUACGGCGUCUCCAGAGGUGUGGACUUCCAAAACGUUGCCAAUGUCAUCAACUUUGAUUUCCCCGCGUCUGUAGAAUCAUACAUUCAUCGAGUUGGAAGAACGGCGCGAGCAGACAACCCCGGCACGGCUCUGUCCUUCAUCUCUCACACUGAGCUGGGUUUGCUGUCGGAGGUGGAGGAGGCCCUCGCAGGAGAUCACGCUGAAUCUGUUCUGAAACCUUAUGAGUUUAAGAUGGAAGAGAUUGAAGGCUUCAGGUACAGGUGCAGGGAUGCGAUGCGUUCAGUGACCAAGCAGGCGGUCAGGGAGGCCCGGCUGAAAGAGAUCAAACAGGAGCUGCUCAAUUCAGAAAAACUGAAGACAUAUUUUGACGAUAACCCCAGAGAUCUGCAGCUGCUCAGACACGACAAAGACCUGCAUCCUGCUGUCGUCAAGCCCCACCUGAGGAACGUGCCCGAGUACCUCAUUCCUGAGACCCUGAGGGGCGCCGUGAAUCCGCUGUUAAGCAGCAGGAGGAGGAAGAGGAAGGAAAAAGCCAAGCCGGAAGGAGUCGUCAAGAGCAGCUUCAAGAAGAACAUCCAGGGGAAGAACCCGCUGAAGAGUUUCCGAUACACCGGAGGGAGGAACAGAAAAGGCAAAGCAGGCCGGUCAUAGCUGCAGCCGCAGUCCACGUGAACGUGUGAAUAUGUUGUAACUGUGCAGAGACCGUCUGCAGGAGGACGGGAUGGCGAGACAAAUAUAAACUGCAUGGACUGUGGAUGAAACGGGCCGCUGAAGCUUUAUGGGCCGCGGACAGAAUGGACUUUGUGAACUUUGGAACAGUUUGAAGUUGGAUUUUUGUCUAAUCCAAACAUGAUGUGAGUGUGGGCUGAGAUUAUGGGAUGAAUGCAGCGUCCAUAUCUUUUUGUUUCACUCUGGAAACAUUCAUAAUGUUUAUUAAAAUAAAAAGAUUUCUUCUCAAA
This is a messenger RNA of Micropterus salmoides (largemouth bass), 2067 nucleotides long. It is a transcript of the gene ddx56, whose product is annotated as DEAD (Asp-Glu-Ala-Asp) box helicase 56. The record is from RefSeq and is a predicted model, not a curated record. The transcript is spliced from 14 exons. Gene Ontology annotation, cellular component: nucleolus. NCBI's taxonomy places the organism in Eukaryota, Metazoa, Chordata, Actinopteri, Centrarchiformes, Centrarchidae. Gene Ontology annotation, molecular function: RNA helicase activity; ATP binding; nucleic acid binding. Bases 71 to 1759 code for a protein of 562 amino acids.